UAUUAAUGAACGCGCGGAAGACACAGAAGAUCCAUUAGCGCACGAGACACUAUCAGCGCAGCACAGCUGCACGAGGACUUGUAUUCAGAUGUCUUUUUGAACAGUUACACAUGUAGGAAGUUAUACACAACUUUUAACAAGGCGAAUAUUAGAACUUUUCAAGAACAUCACACCAAGGCUGAAGUCGCAUUUUGGGACACUAUGCAUUGCCAAGCAGAGUUGAAACUGGCGAACACCGCGCAGCUGAAAGCAGCCCGAAGACGAUAUAAGACUUUCAUGAUCGACGAGAUCCUAUCCAAUGAAACUUGUGAUUACUUCGAGAAACUUUCUCUUUACUCGGUUUGUCCCUCUUUAAUCGUCAGACCCAAACCUCUGCAUUCAUGCUCAGGCUCUGGACCUCUGAGAACAUACCCUCUCCUCUCUGUGAUCACACACCAACCUCCCAGCAGCCUACCACAGCUCUCUCAGGCCUCUCCACAAGGCAGGAUCCCUCACCUGCCCCUCCUCUCCCCACAGCACUCACUCAGCUCAGAGCCCACGCCCAGCAAGACGCCUGUCAGCAUCAGCAGUGAAUCAGAGACAGAGCACUCUGGCCCACGGCUCAAGAAGCCCCGCCGCAGUCGUACCAUCUUCACAGAGCUGCAGCUGUUGGGCUUGGAGAAGAAAUUCCAGAAACAGAAAUAUCUGUCCACUCCAGACAGAUUGGAUCUGGCUCAGUCUUUGGGACUCACACAACUCCAGGUGAAGACAUGGUACCAGAACAGACGCAUGAAAUGGAAGAAAAUGGUGUUAAAAGGAGGACAUGAAGCUCCCACCAAGCCCAAAGGCAGGCCUAAGAAGAAUUCCAUCCCUACCACUGAGGAGAUCGAGGCAGAGGAACGGCUUGCAGCGAAACUGGCAGAGGAGGAGAGGCUACAAGUAAAGGGCGAGGCUGAAGUGAAGCUCCAGGCGCAUGGGGAGGUCUUUCAAUCUCAACCUCAAGAUCUGAGCACAUCUGGUAUGUCUACUGAUCCCGUCUGUUCCUCUGGUCCAGAGAAUUGUGCUCGAGAACAAGCCCAUCCAUCUCCAUCAGAAGCAAUGACAAUCAGCUAAACACAGCCAUGAAAAUGCACAACCAAAGACAGCUAUUGAAAGACUGUUUGAGAACUGAUGCUCUGUUCAGCAGUUGCAAGGCUUCCAAAGCCUAUUUUUGAGAUGAAUACAGUAGCCUCAAAAAUUAUUUGGAUGUUUAUGCCAGUGGUUUCCAACCUCGGGUUCACGCCCUCCUUAGGGGGGCGCCAGAGUUCACAAUGGGGCGCUGAACCACAUGUGCUUUGAUGUCGCCAAAGAUAUAAAAAUGCACUAUACCUGGAAGGCAGCAUGCCAGUCCUUGUCUAACUCAACGUGAUAUAUGCAAAAUAUCAAAAUAAAUAUAAAUAAACUGUCCAAAGACCUUGACACAUGGCAACUGUUGCAAAACUUAAAUGUCGCUCUAUCAACCAGAGAAUCUUUGCACAACUGCAUGAGGAUGAAGCACACAAAGUGCUUGUAAGUUUCUUUUUCACUGAGCUAAAAAAAUGUAUGGACUUUCUGCAAAUUCGUAACCACAAAUUGAAAAACUGCAAAACAUAUUAAAACUGCAUAACUUGUUGACAUUUUAACACUUUAUAAUGAGACCAUCAAUCAGCUCCAGGGUUCUGCGUCGAUAAUCACCAAAAUUAUAUACCAGUAGAUCUGUGUCAACCGUUAGAAAUGUUCAAGUAUAAUUUCUGUUUCUACAGUUAUGCAAAAUCCAGAUGCAGAUCUUAUAUGUAAGCAGCUAGGGCUUCAAGGAAAAAAGGAUGGGAACCACUGAUUUAAGCCACACCUAAAAAUCUAUGAAUGCCAUUGCAUUAGAUAACAAAUGAUCAAAAGCCAAUCAAUUUGCUUUUAUACCUGUAAUUAAAGCAAAACUUGUUACAUAAAUAAAUUUUCUAGGUUUUAAUUAUGAAACAAUAAAUUGGCUAUACUGUUCAAAAUUAAAAAAAAUAUAUAUUUGGCACUUUAGUCAAACUUAAGGUGCAGUCACAUUUGUCUCAAUAAAAAGAAUAAAAACUUCAAAGCUGCAUUAGCAGUGUCCUAAGUAAUUUUGCAUGCUCACCUUUUGUGGAACGUGUCCACAGUUAAUGUGAUUAUGCACAUGUGGUUACUCUGUUAGGACACCUGUGUGAACUUGAGGGGCACCGACUUCACAUAUCUACUAAAAACGAUUCAGUUAGUUCUGAGAAAAUGCCUUGCAUUAUUUGUUUGGAGAUACAACUUGGUCUGAUAUUUAGUUUUUCUAAUGCAAAGACAUGCAUACAUUUCUUAAGUGUGGCUUAGGUGUCCAAAUACUUUUUACAGGCUAAUAUAUAUGGCGAUGCAGUGAUCAACGAUGUAACAUUGCUUUACCUGUUUCUGUCAUACAGCUGCCUUUCUAAAAUGUAGUCAAUAUUUUAUGAACCUGUAAAGUAUAUUUUUUAACACUGUUAAUAUGUUGCCAGAUACACAAACAUAAAACUGAAUCUCACAGACCCACUGUCUCACACUAGUAUGCCAUGUUCUAUAUUGAUGAACUGUAAGUGUUUGUUUUUCUGGAUAAGUUCUUCUCAUUCUCUGUAAAUAUUACUUGUGUAAUUGCCCCUGUAGUUUACGGUGCACCUGUGUACAUUAGCUUGGGAUUCUGUGCCAAAACACAUAUCUGAGAAACUAAAAUGCCUUUUGAGGUAAUUUUUUCUUCUACUGUUUUCUUUUUUUAAACAUCUCUGAAAACGCUGCCAUUAAAAGUUAAUACGACGGGUUAGUAUGAACACCAGUGUAAACAUGUACAGAGUUCUGGAUUUUAAAUGGAAACAUGUGGCUCUUUUUAAAGCAGGAUUGUCCAGUUUGGGUAAAGAUUAGCUUGCCAUUUGAAUGGACAAAGAAUCUGUCAACAAAGUACCACUAAAAUAAAUACAUUUUGAGAAAACAUUAAUGGUAAUAUAUAUUUAAGUAAAGCUUCUUAAGUGCCCUCUCUCAGCCAAACAACAAUGUCUUUACUGUUUGCAGAGUGAAAUAAUUGCUAUUGUUAUUUUUUAUGUGUGGCAUGCUUCAAAGUCAUUGUAUUUGAACUGAAUCCUGGCUUUAAAUCAUUUGUAUGCAUAAAAUGUUGCACGGCAGCUUAGUACACUCUGUAAGGCUGAAACACAUGAUAUAUGCACUCUUAGAUGUAGCAUGCUAGCUAUUGUAUUUUUCUUCCUUUUUUAUUACCUUUGGGAGAAAAACGAGAGAAAAGAAAUUGUUGAACCUUUUUCCCCCUGCAGUGUGGUGCAUAACACCACUAAGGGCAGGCUGGUUUUAUUACUGUAAGAAAAACCACUUAAUCUGUCAGAGAUGCAAAGCAAUUAAUAAAUCACACGCGCACUAGUAAAACCUAAAAAAAAAAUGCCAAAAAAUUUAAAUCUGUGGGACAUGUCGAAGCCCGCAGGGAGCUCUACACAUACCUACAAUCCUGAUUGCCAGUCUACAAAUACAUCAUAAUCAUAGACACAGACACUAUUCUCAUGUCAUAAGAUUUUAUUGUUUCCAACCGAUAUAGCAUUUUACAAAUGUUUUAUUUAUAAAAAAAAAAAAAAAAAGAUUUGUCUGUUUUGGAUAUAAAACAAUAUUUUUCUUGGUGUACAUACUGAAUUUUCUUGGGUGAGCGAUAAAAUGCAGUUAUUUUGUAUUAAUUUGUUUCAUCGGAAAAGACUAUACAUAUUUGUUGAGAAUCCCUUUUUCACCCAAAAGUUCCGACAUUGUUUUGUAUUUGUGUGUGUUUGCAUAUUUAAUAACAUUUAAU
Molecule: messenger RNA, 3817 nt
Organism: Xyrauchen texanus (razorback sucker)
Lineage: Eukaryota; Metazoa; Chordata; Actinopteri; Cypriniformes; Catostomidae
Product: homeobox protein BarH-like 2
Exons: 4
Coding region: 202-1092 (296 amino acids)
Biological process (GO): regulation of DNA-templated transcription
Molecular function (GO): DNA-binding transcription factor activity, RNA polymerase II-specific; DNA binding
Source: RefSeq, a predicted model, not a curated record